Messenger RNA from Rotaria sp. Silwood2, 468 nucleotides. Lineage: Eukaryota; Metazoa; Rotifera; Eurotatoria; Philodinida; Philodinidae. The record is from the annotation of a GenBank genome assembly.
AUGUCAUCACCACUAAUUCAACCUGAAAAAUUUCAACACAUUCUUCGUGUACUUAACACGAAUAUUGACGGUCGUCGAAAAGCUGGUUAUGCUUUAACAGCAAUCAAAGGUGUUGGUCGUCGUUUUGCUCAUGUUGUUAUUCGAAAGGCUGAUGUUGAUGGAACAAAACGUGCUGGUGAAUUAUCUGAAGAAGAAGUCGAACGCAUUGUAACAAUUAUUAAUAAUCCAAGACAAUAUAAAAUUCCUGAUUGGUUUCUCAAUCGUCAAAAAGAUAUAAAAGAUGGCAAAUAUUCACAAGCAACAUCAAACAGUCUUGAUACAAAAGUUCGUGAAGAUUUAGAACGUAUGAAAAAAAUUCGUGUUCAUCGUGGUCUUCGUCAUUAUUGGAACUUACGUGUACGUGGUCAACAUACAAAAACAACUGGUCGACGUGGUCGUACUGUUGGUGUAUCGAAAAAGAAAGCUUAA